Molecule: messenger RNA, 1281 nt
Organism: Magnolia sinica
Lineage: Eukaryota; Viridiplantae; Streptophyta; Magnoliopsida; Magnoliales; Magnoliaceae
Product: cysteine-rich receptor-like protein kinase 11
Exons: 3
Coding region: 469-921 (150 amino acids)
Molecular function (GO): ATP binding
Source: RefSeq, a predicted model, not a curated record
GCCGCCCUCCCUCUUCUCUCUCUCUCUCUCUCACCCCUGCCCUCUACCGUGCGUCGCCCUCAAAAACCACCGCUCCAUGUAUUACAUCUCAUUCCUUUCAUCUCUCUCGAUCGAGGUAAGUAUCUACAUCUCAUUCCUUUCAUCUCUCUCGAUCGAGGUUAGAAAUCGAUUUCCUCUCACGUUUUUCUUCUCAUUUCUUCCGGCCAAGGUCCGCCAGCCUCCUACCUAGCCCCUUUCAAAACCCCCAUCUCCUUCCCAUGUCCUUCCAAAACCUCAAACUCAUCCCUGUCAAAACCCCCAUCAUCGUCCGCACCUAGCCCCUUUGAAAACCCUAAACCCCUAUAGAUCGGAACCCAUCGAUUUUGCAUAUGAAACCUUCCGAUCUGUCAAUGCUCCCCUCCGACACCGUCGAUCUUCGUCAUCUUCUUUGUUUACCGAUCGAUCUACAAAGGUAAACCAUAUGGGCUUAUGCAGUGCACAAACGAUCUGCCGAGGAGAGAUUGCGGUGCGUGUUUAGAAGAUGCUGUGGGUCGGAUUCCUACGUGUUGUAAUGGAAAACAAGGUGGGAGAGUUGUUGGACCAAGUUGCAAUUUGAGGGGAACUGAUAUGAGCAGUCCACAUGGCAUACAUGUUGGCCUGUUAGACCGUCUUGUAAUUAUACGGACAGAAACUAAUGGUCCAGCUGACAUGAUACAGUAUGGGAUCGUAUACCAGCUUGGCAUUGCCAAUAAAAGCACCAGCAUUGCCGUCUAUUUGCUGUCUUGGAUCUAUGUGGUUGUGGUUGUUGCUAUUUAUCUGGUAAUCAUGCAUGCUCAUGACAAGUACUCUGCGAAGGAGCACAUUUACUACCGGGCAGUUAAAUUGUUCGUCAUCUGCCUCACGACACUGGUGGUCAUCAUAUUGCUGAGAUUCACCAGGUGAUGAUGUGGUUAUUUCAAACACACGGCUUUAUGACAGUUUUUUCAAGCAGAGAUGUUCCUUGGUGUUGCUGGCCAAAUGGGUACUCAAAACUUCAAUCUGGCUGAUUUUCAUUCUCUGGAUUGCUCUGAUUUUUCUCUAUCCUAGGACCAAUUUUUUUUCCUUUUAUUUUUCUUUUUUAAGAAAGGAGAACUAUCCUAGUUCACUAUAGGAAUCCUAUUUAUGCUGUCCUAAUUUUGCAUGUAACUGUAAUAAAAUAUGAUGUUUCUAUUGUUGAUGGAAAAUACUCCACUAAUCAUAAACUGAACAUUCUUUCUGUGGCCUUGUCUCCACUGAAAAUGUAGGCUAUUGGCACUUGGCACU